Colletotrichum orchidophilum is the source of this 846-nucleotide messenger RNA. Its product is annotated as methyltransferase. Bases 1 to 846 code for a protein of 281 amino acids. The record is from RefSeq and is a predicted model, not a curated record. NCBI's taxonomy places the organism in Eukaryota, Fungi, Ascomycota, Sordariomycetes, Glomerellales, Glomerellaceae. The transcript has 4 exons.
AUGACCGGACAAGAAGAGGAUAAGUGGUCAUCCGAGGCCUACCAACACUCUGCCUCUUUCGUUCCCAAGUUGGCAACAAAGGUGGUUCAGUGGCUCGAUGUGCAAAAGGACGAUGUUAUCCUCGACGUCGGCUGCGGUGAUGGUGUCCUCGACGUCGAGUUCGGCAAGGUCCUCUCCCAAGGCAAAGGUUCCCUCCAUGGCAUCGACGCCUCCCCCGCCAUGAUCUCCGCCGCGAAGAAGGCCGUCCAAGUCGCAGGCCUCUCAAACUGCGAGUUCGAAGUCCUCGACGCAACAAAAAUCACAACCUCCCAAACUCCCUCCCUCCACACCCCAACCUUCACAAAAGCCUUCUCCAACGCAGCCCUCCAUUGGAUCCUUCGCCCCCCAGGAUCACACAUCCCCGUCUUCACCGCCGUCCGCGACGCCCUCCUCCCCGGCGGCACCUUCACCCUAGAGAUGGGGGGGCUAGGCAACGUAGCCGAGAUGCGCACGGCCAUCGUCAUGGCCGUCGCGCGGCGCGUCGGGAUAGCAAAGGCGGUCGAGGUGGACCCCUGGUUCUUCCCGGACGAAGACUGGCUGAAGCACGUUCUGGAAGAGGAAGUCGGCGGUUGGAAAGUUGAAAAGGUGGAGAGGGAGUGGAGGCCGACGACGGCGGAUAAGGGCGGCGUGGAGGGCUGGGUUCGGUUGAUGGGCAAGGAGCUGUUGUAUGCCCUCCCCGAGGAGGGCGGGCAGAGGGAGGAGGCUGUGAGGGAGAUUGUGGAGGUGUUGAGGCACGUUUGUAGGAUUCCUGGGGAUGGGGAGAUGAUAAGCUAUGUGAGGUUGAGGUGUUUUGCGAGGAAGCUCUAG